AUGAGUUCUCUUCCAGACUUGGCUACGGCCACACGAACUACUCCUUCAUCUGCAAGUCCUAGCACAUCUGCAUCUUCUGCCAGAGCAACCGGCUCAAACUCAGCCUCAACAACAGGCCAAACAAAGUCGCUCUCUCAAGCAGCCACCAUCACCGGAUCAGGGACAACAGGUCAAGCAUCAGGAGCUGCAAGCAUCACAGGCUCUGCUGUUACGACUGGCGGAGCUCUCACCGGUCUGCCCAAACUUUCAGGUGCAAUCCAACCUGUUACUGCUUCAGUCCCUCCAACAGCAAACGCACCCUUCAUGAAACAAAGCGCCCUACCAGAUGGAACCGUCUUCAUCGUCGUAGGAGCCAUCCUCGGCUUCAUGGCCAUCAGCGUCCUCCUCUGGCGCGGUCUCGUCGCCUGGUCCCUCCACCGCUCCGUCAAACGCGCCGCCCAACACCAAAACAUGGCCGACACCAAAGCCCUCUUCCGCACGCCCGCCCCUCCAGCCCCCUUCUACAAAUACUCCGACCGCGACUCCACCAUCUCCCUCUCCGGCCUCGGCCACAACAAAGGCGGUAAGAAAGGCGCCCGCCCAACCACCGCCACAGGCGGCGCCAGCACAAGCAGUCUCUUCUUCUCCCCCACCGCUGGAGCCGCUGGCGCUGGGCUCGCCAACCCCGGAAACCGAGGGAGCAACUACCUCCCAGCAGGCUACUACGCCUCCGGCGCCGCAUCCGCUGCAAACGGCCAGUCGCAAGUCAAUCUCGGUCACCAGCCUGCCAUAUCCCUCUCCAAUCUCGGCCCGCAGUCUCAGGGCUACAGCCGCGCGAGGAGUAUGGGUCCUUCGCCUCCGGAUAGCCCGUUCAUUGCGGGCCAGCAGAGCAGUAACCAUAUGGCUAGUUCGAGCACGCUGAAUCUUAAUCAGGGGUAUGGUGGGAAUGAGAGGGCGCCGAGUGCGUAUUUGGAGGAUUUGUUUGAUGGGGAGAAUGCGCCGCCUGUUCCUGGGCAGGGUCAAGGGCAUGGACAUGGGCAUGGGAGGGGGAAUGAGGCGAGUCCGGGGAGGUAUUAA
Cadophora gregata is the source of this 1056-nucleotide messenger RNA. RefSeq lists its product as uncharacterized. The record is from RefSeq and is a predicted model, not a curated record. Gene Ontology annotation, cellular component: fungal-type vacuole. The transcript has a single exon. Lineage: Eukaryota; Fungi; Ascomycota; Leotiomycetes; Helotiales; Ploettnerulaceae. The coding region runs from base 1 to 1056 and encodes 351 amino acids.